Messenger RNA from Anopheles moucheti, 603 nucleotides. RefSeq lists its product as uncharacterized. The coding region runs from base 1 to 603 and encodes 200 amino acids. Gene Ontology annotation, molecular function: chitin binding. Gene Ontology annotation, cellular component: extracellular region. Lineage: Eukaryota; Metazoa; Arthropoda; Insecta; Diptera; Culicidae. The record is from RefSeq and is a predicted model, not a curated record. The transcript has 4 exons.
AUGCACGCUGCAACAAUAUUCGACAUUUACGAACGGCCAAAGUACGCCGUCAUACCCCGGGAACGGGAUCCGUACGAACAGAUUCUGAACAAUCUGACAGCGAACGGUCACCACCGUCCGGCGGAAGAACGACCGGAGUUAGUGGAGCCGGUUUACGAGCACACGAACUACACGACCGUUGAGCCGGAAACGUACGUCGAUACGGACAAGUACCGUGCGGGGCCACCGAUGUUGAUCAACAAGAUUGUAUCACCAGGGCCAAACACUGGCAAACCCGGCAUUGACUAUCCGGUCCUUGCAGAGAUACCUGAAACAAGCUUCAAGUGCAAGGAUCAACGGUACAAGGGAUUCUUCGGUGAUCCGGAAACAAACUGUCAGGUGUGGCACUAUUGCGAUCUUAACGAUGGCAAAGCAUCCUUCCUGUGUCCGAAUGGGACCAUCUUCAGUCAGGUUGCUCUGACGUGUGAUUGGUGGUUCAAUGUGAAAUGCUCCACUACUGCGCAACUGUACGUUCUGAAUGAACGGCUGUACAAGUACAUUCUACCCUUCACACCCAAGUUCCCCGAAGAUUACAGUGGGCCCCUGGUUGAUAAGUACGCUUAA